AUGGUCAUUUUGGAUCACGCACCAUCGCCGACACAGCCUUCCCAAUUGCUGUUACUGAACGGAAGCAGCAUCAUGAAGAAGAAAUUAGUAUUUUCCAUGACAUCCGUUCUGAUUGUGAUUCUACUUCUCACAAGUGUUUUCUCUUUGUAUUCCGAUAAUUUAUUUGUGUUAGCUUCUGAUGAUGUCAAACAAGACACCAAACAUGUGGUAACUGCCAUAACUAUGAAAUAUCCCUCAUCAUUGAUGAACACCUACUCUACCAAAUCCAAUGAUUCAGACCUCGCUACCCUUUGCGAUAAAUAUUUAAAUGCUACCAACAACGGAACCAAACAUACUAACUCAGAAGAAGAGGAAGAAGGACCAUUAACUUGGUAUGAGUACAUUCUUUAUGCUUGUGCAAGUUUGUUCUUUGUUGGAGGAGCUGGUUUGAUGUCGGGUUUUACUCUCGGCCUUCUCUCUAUUGAUCCAAUGCAACUUGAUAUUUUGAGAACCACAGGCACAGAUUCAGAGAAGAAAUAUGCUGUAAGAUUGGCUCCUAUUUUAAGACAUCACCACCUACUGUUGGUAACACUUUUAUUAUGGAAUGCUUUGUGUUUUGAAUGUCUUCCCUUGGUUUUGGACAAGAUCGUUCCAGAAUACGUAGCAAUUAUUCUUGGAGUCACAUUUGUUCUAUUUUUUGGAGAGGUUAUUCCUCAAGCAGUAAUUUCAAGAUAUGGACUUGCGAUUGGUGGUACUCUGUUUUGGCUUGUUUGGCUUUUGAUUGCUAUUGUUUUUAUUAUUGCAUGGCCAAUUAGCAAAGUGUUAGACUGGAUGUUGGGGUCUGGACACGGAACAUUGUAUCAAAGAACAGAAUUGAAAGAACUUGUAAAUAUUCACUCUCAACAUCUGAUCAAAGAUAUCACUUAA
Molecule: messenger RNA, 906 nt
Organism: Naegleria lovaniensis
Lineage: Eukaryota; Heterolobosea; Eutetramitea; Acrasida; Naegleriidae
Exons: 1
Coding region: 1-906 (301 amino acids)
Biological process (GO): magnesium ion homeostasis
Cellular component (GO): intracellular membrane-bounded organelle
Source: RefSeq, a predicted model, not a curated record